ACAGUAGGGUUGAUUCCGUCAAUUAAAAAAAAAAAAACUUUUCUUCUUUCUUCUUUGUUCGUCUGAAAGCAAAACAAGGGUUUAUGAGGGGCUUUGAGACACAAAAAUGGCGGUUUCGUUAAAUUGAAGUUCCGAUUUUUAACGACAGUCUCAAUCCAUUCGCUGCCUUAAGCAAAUGCUGAAGCUUCUCUCGUCUUCCUCGUCGUCAUGCCUUCAUGGCCAGCUCCACAGCCUCCGCCGCGGGCCCACCGAGCUGGCCUCGCCGGUUCUCCGUGUUCUCGGCUCGCUCACUAGGUUGACUCGGCCGACCCCUAACUCGGCUCGCCAAGCGUUUUUUUGCUCGGACCGCAGCGACGGGUCUGAUCAGGUGGUGGAAAUUGAGUUCAAGGGGGCGGGGGCCGAGGCAGAGGCUGAAGCGGAGUCCAAGUCUUCGUCAGCCAUUGUGUCCACCAAUCCUAGACCCGAAGAUUAUCUUACGGUUUUAGCUUUGCCAUUGCCGCAUAGACCACUCUUUCCUGGGUUCUACAUGCCAAUUUAUGUGAAGGAUCCUAAAUUGUUAGCAGCUUUACAAGAAAGUCGAAAGCGACAAGCUCCUUAUGCAGGUGCAUUUCUUCUCAAGGAUGAACCGGGGACUGAUCCUAGUUUGGUGUCAGGUUCUGAAACAGAUAAAAACAUACAUGACUUGAAAGGAAAAGAGUUGUUCAAUCGUCUGCAUGAAGUUGGCACGCUUGCCCAGAUUUCAAGCAUCCAAGGGGACCAAGUAGUCCUUAUUGGUCAUAGAAGACUUCGAAUUACAGAGAUGGUUGACGAGGAUCCCCUGACUGUAAAAGUUGACCAUCUGAAGGAUAAACCAUAUAACAAAGAUGAUGAUGUCAUAAAGGCAACAUCAUUUGAGGUUAUAUCAACCUUAAGAGAUGUCCUCAAGACUAGUUCCCUUUGGAGAGAUCAUGUUCAAACAUACACUCAGCAUAUAGGUGAUUUUAAUUUUCCAAGGUUAGCAGAUUUUGGAGCUGCAAUAUCUGGUGCAAACAAAUUGCAAUGCCAGAAAGUGCUUGAAGAGUUAGAUGUGUAUAAACGUUUAGAACUCACUCUGGAAUUAGUAAAGAAAGAGAUAGAAAUCAGCAAGAUUCAGGAGUCUAUUGCAAAAGCAAUUGAAGAGAAGAUAAGUGGUGAACAGCGUCGAUACUUGUUGAAUGAACAGCUUAAAGCCAUAAAGAAGGAACUGGGAUUAGAGACAGAUGACAAAACGGCACUUUCUGAAAAGUUUAGGGAGAGGCUUGAACCAAACAGGGAAAACUGCCCACCUCAUGUUUUGCAAGUUAUAGAAGAAGAACUUACAAAACUGCAGCUGUUGGAGGCCAGUUCAAGUGAAUUUAAUGUGACACGCAAUUACCUAGAUUGGUUGACUUCAAUUCCCUGGGGAAACUACAGUGAUGAGAACUUUGAUGUUCUUCGGGCGCAAAAAAUUCUUGAUGAAGAUCAUUAUGGAUUAAAUGAUGUAAAGGAAAGGAUAUUGGAAUUUAUUGCAGUUGGAAAACUCAGAGGAAUCUCACAAGGGAAAAUCAUCUGUCUCUCUGGCCCACCUGGAGUGGGCAAAACCAGCAUUGGUCGUUCAAUUGCACGUGCCUUGAACCGUAACUUCUUUCGGUUUUCUGUAGGAGGGUUGUCUGAUGUUGCUGAAAUUAAGGGGCAUCGCCGAACCUAUAUUGGUGCUAUGCCAGGGAAGAUGGUACAAUGCCUUAAAAAUGUGGGAACAGCCAACCCUUUAGUUCUGAUUGAUGAGAUUGACAAGUUGGGAAGGGGACAUGCUGGUGAUCCAGCAAGUGCUUUGUUAGAGCUUCUUGAUCCAGAGCAAAAUGCUAAUUUUCUAGACCAUUAUCUUGAUGUUCCAAUCGACCUGUCAAAGGUUCUCUUUGUUUGUACAGCAAAUGUUGUGGAGAUGAUACCUAAUCCCCUCUUGGAUAGAAUGGAGGUGAUUUCAAUCGCUGGAUAUAUCACUGAUGAGAAAAUGCACAUUGCUAGGGACUAUUUGGAGAAGACCACACGUGAAGCUUGUGGAAUUAAACCUGAACAGGUUGAAGUGACCGAUGCAGCUCUUCUUGCUCUCAUUGAAAAUUAUUGCCGAGAAGCAGGUGUUAGGAACCUUCAAAAGCACAUAGAGAAGAUCUACCGCAAGAUAGCUCUGCAACUUGUUAGACAAGGAGCAUCAGAUGAAGCAGCAGUUGCUGAUCAAAUACAAUCUCUCCCAGAUAGGCCUGCUGCUGUUGAAGUUCAGCUUGUGGAUACUGAUGAAACCCAAGUAGAAGAUGAUAAGUUGGAUCAAAAAGUGGUUUCUAGCAAGAAUCAGACUGCAGCUGAAUCAUUGGAGGGCAAUGAUCAUGACCAUAGUUCUGAAACCUCUGCAGAAGAAGUCACUAUUCAGAUGGCUCUCCCUGAUGAACCUGCAGUUGUUGAAGUUCAGGUUGCAGAUACUGAUGAACCCGUGGAUUCAAAGCUAUAUUUACAGGAUGCAAAAGAAACUGAGAAAAUUCAGGAGGGUGAAGCAACAAAAACAGUUGAGAAAGUUUUGGUUGACUCAUCAAACUUGGCUGAUUUUGUUGGCAAACCUGUCUUCCAUGCUGAACGUAUCUAUGAUCAGACUCCAAUUGGAGUUGUUAUGGGUCUUGCUUGGACUGCCAUGGGUGGCUCCACCUUGUAUAUAGAAACCACUCAGAUUGAGGAAGCAGAGGGGAAAGGAGCCCUUCAUGUCACUGGUCAACUUGGAGAUGUUAUGAAAGAAAGUGCCCAAAUUGCUCACACUGUUGCCAGAGCGAUAUUGCUCGAUAAAGAUCCAGAUAACCACACUUUCUUUGCCAAUUCCAAGCUUCAUCUCCAUGUUCCUGCAGGGGCCACGCCGAAGGAUGGGCCUAGUGCUGGUUGCACCAUGAUCACAUCCAUGUUGUCCGUUGCCAUGAAGAAGCCUAUCAAGAGGGAUUUAGCAAUGACAGGGGAAGUAACACUAACUGGGAGGAUCCUUCCAAUUGGUGGGGUUAAGGAGAAAACGAUAGCAGCAAGGAGGAGCGAUGUGAAGACCAUCAUAUUCCCUUUAGCUAACAAAAGGGAUUUCGAUGAGCUUGCCCCUAAUGUAAAAGAAGGUCUUGACGUUCAUUUUGUGGAUGACUACAAUCAGAUAUUUGAUUUGGCUUUCAGUGAUGGUCAAAAUGAGAAAAAAUGAGCCAUUCUUCCUCACUAAUUCUCAAUAGAACUUCAAUUUUCUGCAAAAGCGAGUGAGAGUUUGCUGUGACGCCCAAAUCAAGACCAUGUCCAUUUUCGAGAGGACGGUCCUAGGUAAAAUUAGAAGAAUUGUGAUAGUUCAGUUGGUGGGGGAACGAUGUACAUUUUCUUUAUUUAUUCCCUUAUAUUUUCCCAUUAUUCUUCUAAAAUUGAAGCACCCAUUGGCCCCAUUUUGUAACCCGCAGGCCGUUAUUUUUUCACAGAUUGGUGGUCUGAGUCUGAUAGAAAUGAGAUAAUACGAGUUUCUGAAAUUAGUCUGUUUAUUUAAUAGAUCUGGAAUUAAGCCUUUCAUUCACCUCUUGGGGCUAGCUGGAUAUGAAUGAUUCAGACUUGUGGUUGCCAU
Prunus persica (peach) is the source of this 3616-nucleotide messenger RNA. Its product is annotated as lon protease homolog, mitochondrial. Lineage: Eukaryota; Viridiplantae; Streptophyta; Magnoliopsida; Rosales; Rosaceae. The transcript has 20 exons. The record is from RefSeq and is a predicted model, not a curated record. Gene Ontology annotation, molecular function: single-stranded DNA binding; ATP hydrolysis activity; ATP binding. Gene Ontology annotation, cellular component: mitochondrial matrix. The coding region runs from base 176 to 3214 and encodes 1012 amino acids. Gene Ontology annotation, biological process: protein catabolic process; mitochondrion organization; chaperone-mediated protein complex assembly.